Molecule: messenger RNA, 918 nt
Organism: Ochlerotatus camptorhynchus
Lineage: Eukaryota; Metazoa; Arthropoda; Insecta; Diptera; Culicidae
Exons: 2
Coding region: 1-918 (305 amino acids)
Source: RefSeq, a predicted model, not a curated record
AUGAGGAUCACCGCAUGGCAACAGCAACAGAGAAGCAACCCGACACCACAUGGUAGCAAGAGUAGCAGUAGCCAAGACGAGUGUCAAGUCAGCGUACGACUGGAAACGCUAGCAUCAGUCAGCAAGGAGUUCUACGAGGUUCGGGAACGAAUUGAGCUGUUGAUGGACGAUGUUGAUGAUGCUGAUGCGGACGAGGAAACGCAGGAGAAGGAAAAUCUGCUAGCUUUGAGUAGUUUCGAGGAGCGAUAUUACUCCGUGAAGGCCAGUUUGUUGUCAAAGCAGACCCCACUAUCAUCUACAUCGAUGUCUGUCGGAAAUGGUCAACUUGGUGACCGAUCCGAAGCAUCAUUCUCGAAGGUGAAACUUCCAGAAAUUCGCCUUCCUUCGUUCGGUGGGAGGAUUAAGGAGUGGGUUACGUUCCGGGAUAGCUUCUGCAGCCUGAUCCACGAAAACAAGCACCUAACCGAUAUGGACAGGUUCAGCUAUCUGAAGUCAGCCCUGUCAGGAGAGGCCCUGCAAGAGAUCGAGUCGGUGGAGCUUUCGGCAGUGAAUUACAGCGUAGCGUGGAAGGCGCUUGAGUCCCGCUACGAGAACAAGAAGCUGAUUGUGAAGGCACAUCCGGAUUCCCUUUUUGCCGUGGAAGGCUUGAAGCGAGAAAGCUACGACGGACUGAGCAAUCUCAUCAGCGCUUUCGAGAAGAACGUGCAAAUGCUAAAGAAGAUCGGCGAAGAAACUGCUGCAUGGAGUACGAUUCUCGCAUACAUGGUGUAUUCCCGGCUGGAUACUGCCACUCUACGGCAGUGGGAAACACACCACAAUUCAAAGGGUGUACCGACGUACGAAAACCUUGAUAAGUUUCCUUCGAAAUCAUUGUGCAGUGCUGCAAUCCGUCGCCCCAACGAAGCCGAGCCAGUCUGA